Molecule: messenger RNA, 1270 nt
Organism: Columba livia (rock pigeon)
Lineage: Eukaryota; Metazoa; Chordata; Aves; Columbiformes; Columbidae
Gene: BAG2
Product: BAG cochaperone 2
Exons: 3
Coding region: 135-797 (220 amino acids)
Biological process (GO): protein stabilization
Molecular function (GO): adenyl-nucleotide exchange factor activity; protein-folding chaperone binding
Source: RefSeq, a predicted model, not a curated record
CGGGGGCAGGCGGCGGGGCGGGCUCCUUCUUUGGCCAUGAGCGAGGUGCCGGCAUUCGGCCGCCGCCGCCGCCUGCGGGACGCGGGGAGGGAGCGGCCGCAGCGAGGAUCCGCCGGCGGCAGCGGGCGGGGGCUAUGGCCCAGGCCAAGAUCAGCGCCAAGGCCAGCGAGGGGGCGCAGCAGCAGCAGCAGUCCGGCGGGCAGCUCCGAGGCCGCUUCUACCGCUCCACCUCCAUGGCGGACCGCUCCAGCCGCCUGCUCGAGAACCUGGACCAGCUGGAGCUCAGGGUAGAGGCUUUCCGUGACGCAGCGUCUGCCAUGGAACAGGAGAAGGAGACCCUGCUCGAAAUGAUCCACAACAUACAGAACAGCCAGGACAUGAGGCACAUCAGCGAAGGUGAGAGAGAAGAACUUAAUUUGACUGCUAAUCGCCUGAUGGGCCGAACCCUCACUGUGGAGGUGUCUGUAGAAACAAUCCGAAACGCCCAGCAGCAGGAAUCCCUACAGCAUGCCACCAAGAUGAUCGAUGAAAUUGUCAAUAAACUUCUAGAUGAUCUGGAAGACGCCAAAAUCCGCUUAAUGUCGCUUUACGGUGCGUGCACAUCUGACGUGCCAGCGGGACCCAUCGAUCAGAAAUUUCAGUCUGUGGUAAUCGGAUGCGCCAUCGAGGAUCAGAAGAAAAUCAAAAGGCGGCUAGAGACUCUGCUCAGAAACUUAGAGAAUUCUGAAAAGUCAAUCACAUUGUUGGAGCACCAGAAGUCAUCUGUUCGACAGUCUUGCAACAGCAAACAGGAUUAAACUAUCCUCGUGGCUCUUUCUGGCAAAUCACAGGAUGAGCAAUUCUCCACAAAAAGCACACAGAAGCUAAGAAAAAAGAUCUCUGUACAUGCACACACGUAUAUAUGCAUGCACACGCGCCAAAGUCUCUUUGAUUGCGAGGUGCGAGCAUUUAAUGGGGUUUGGUAGCAUUGGCAUUUUCUUUGGCAAUAAAGAAUGCUAUCAGGAGUUCUCCUGUAGAGUCGGUACUGCGCUGUUGCAAAUUGUAAUUGUGCUUCUGCUGAACUGUCAGAAACCAUCAAAAUCCAGCCUUUCCUCCAUUCUCCUGUUUUUUGGGUUUUUUUUUUUAACUAAAUUUGUUUUGUCAUAUAGUGAGAUUUCAGCUUUUCUCUGCUGUAUACAUAGUGUGCAAACCAGGCUUUUGGGGAAAAAAGACAAAUUACAGCAAUAAACCAUAACCAUUAAUAAACUGUAUAUGGUAUUUUCAUAAACAA